AUGUUCAAAAGGUUUCGUUCGAGUCGAUCGCACAAGCAUGCAACGCAAGCAGAGGGAAAAGGCCCCGCAGCCUUGGUGAACGAUGAUGGCAGAGCUCCUGCCUUGGGUGGUAGAUCUCAUAGCAGAUCCCGUGGUCUGUUUCCGGGAAGUCACGCCUCGAGUCGCCGUCCGAGUCCUUCUCCGCAACCAAAAGCCACGACGCUGGGUCUCCAUGUCAUCCAUCGACCCGCCGCUGCUGCUCCAGUCGACAUUAUAUUCGUUCAUGGUCUUGGAGGCGACAGCAGGAAGACGUGGUCGAGGAACCAUGACCCGAAUUUCUUCUGGCCUGAACUCUGGCUGCCUCUUGAUCCCGACAUAGGAAAGUGUCGGAUCUUGACCUUCGGAUACAAUGCCAGUUUUGGCGUUGGUGCGUCGAGGAGCACCAACAAUAUUACUGAUUUCGCCAAGGAACUGUUGUACGAAAUGGGGUUUGGUAGGGAUGACCGAGGAGAAGACCUCGGAAUUGGGAAAGCUCCCAUCGUCUUCGUUGCUCAUUCCAUGGGUGGCCUAGUGGUCAAAAAGGCAUAUCUUCAGGGUCAGAACGAUCAGAGAUAUCAAAGCAUCGUCCAUGCAAUAUCUGGCAUCGUCUUCCUUGCUACUCCUCAUCGUGGAACAGACUUAGCGACGAUCCUGAACAGGGUGCUUAUGGCAACGUUUCAGUCACCCAAAAGCUUUAUUGACGACCUCAAGAGAAGCUCGCCGAUCCUGGAAGAGGUGAACGACCAAUUUCGCCACGUCGCACCCAGACUAUCGAUUGUGUCAUUUUAUGAAACCCUUGCGACUCGCGUCGGUCUGACGAAUCUAAUGAUUCUUACCAAGGACACGGCGACAUUAGGAUAUCCACAGGAAGUCUCGAGGAAUCUCAACGCAAACCACCAUGAUGUGUGCAAAUAUUCUGGUCCUGAUGAUCCAAAUUAUAUUGCCGUGCUCAAUAUGAUGAAGUCUCUUGUUGCUCAGUUUCGACUGAAAAGGGUGGACAUUGUGAACGAGCUGACGCCCGACGAUGCGACCGCAGUUGAGGAACUUUUGGCAAUGCCUUUUGACCCGGAAGAGGAUUUCAACUUUUUUCGACAUCGAUGGACGCCAGGUACCUGUGGCUGGAUCCUCCAAGAGCCUAUUAUGCAAGAUUGGCUGGACGAAUCCCGAAGGUCGCACAUUGUCUGGUUUAGUGCACCUCCUGCCAGCGGCAAGUCCAUCCUGUCCUCGUAUAUUAUUCAUCACCUUCGCGAAUUAGGCGUCUCAUGCCAAUACUUCUUCUUCCGCUUCGGGGACCAGAGGAAACGGUCCACAAGUAGUCUCUUGAGAUCAAUUGCGAGCCAGUUGGCAAAAGCCAACCCAGACUUUAGGCGAAGUUUGAUUGACCUUUGGAAGGCAGGACUUAGGCUCGAGAAGGCCGACGUUACCCUCAUAUGGCAGAAAUUAUACGAGUCCGUCCUGUUUAAGAUGCAGCUUUCGCAUCCUCUCUACUGGGUUAUUGACGCUUUGGAUGAAUCAGAAUCACCAAAGCCGCUACUUGGUCUGUUUCGCUGUCUGGAAGGAUCGUCCCCGACGGUGCGUCUACUUCUCACCAGCCGAAAAACAGAGGUUUUGACUCGUGCGUUUGAUCAACUCUCUCGCGUUGUUGCGGUGAAUUCGAUCGAAAAGGGCAUUCUGAACAACAGUUCAAAUGACAUCCGCGCAUUCGUGGAACAAGAAAUCACAGAGAUGCGUGGCAGUGAGAAGCUGAAACGAAAAGUUGCUCAGAAAAUUAUGAACCGUGCAGAUGGAAACUUUUUAUGGGUUCGACUUGUUCUGGAGGAAAUUCUCCACUGUCACACAGAGGAAGCCAUCGAGGAGACUCUGGAUGCAAUCCCAAGUAACAUGAACAGAUUUUACGAGCGCAUGGAAUUGGCUAUAUUGAAUAGUGGCAGAAAGAGCGACCAGCUUCUGGCAAAGGAGUUUCUUCUGUGGACAAUCUGCGCACGUCGUGCAUUGACGAUAAAAGAGCUUGCUCAAGCACUAAAGCCUAAAUUCCCAGAAUUUCUCGAUCUUAGAAGAACAAUCCAUGAGGUUUGUGGGCAGUUCGUCGUGGUUGACCAAACAGGGCAAAUCGGAAUGGUGCAUCAGACUGCCCGUGAUUAUCUGAUAAAAAUAUCCAAAUCCGAGGUCUCGAUAGACCCGAUCAAGGCUCACAAGAGGCUUUUUAUGAGCGCUAUUUCAGCCCUGCUGGACCCGGGACUGCGUAUGAAAGUUACACAAGGACAAUCUGCACUCCGAACAACGGAGCCAUUCUUGCUUUACGCUGCCACUUCGUGGGCGUAUCACCUCCAGCAUACUGACGCAACCUCGAACAGUGUUUUUGAUAUGCUCCUUCAAUUUUUCAGAGGCCCCUCCGUGCUUGUAUGGAUCCACUUACUAGCGCUUGUCCAUCAACUAGAAACGUUGGUGAAAGCGGCCAGAGCACUUUCAUCUUUUGUGAACGCAAACCGCAAAAUGAAUGUCACCAAGAAUCCCAUGCUUCAUAGACUUUCGGAUCUGGAAUUCCUUGAUCAGUGGAUUAUCGAUCUCGUCAAAGUGGUUGGCAAAUUUAGCAGGCACCUGCUAUCCAACCCAGAAGCACUCUACAAGCUUGUGCCCCCGUUUUGUCCGGAGAAGUCGAUUCUCCACCGGCAAUUCCACGAGGUCGGAUCAGCAGAGGUGUUUGUUUCUGGAAUUUCGAAUGAGGACUGGCACGAUAACUUGGUCAGGAUCACUCUCCCGAAUGGCGAUCAAGGCUGGAAAAUUGAAUGCGCAGGCCAGUAUGUGGCCGUCCUGGGUUCAUCUGGGACCGUGUAUAUCUGGCGAUCUGACAACUUCUCCGAUGCGUGCACCUUGUGCCAUCAUGAAGCAGUAACAGCGAUGUGCUUCAACAAAGGUGGCAGUAAACUUAUUACCUACGGCUUGCGGAGUACCAAGCUUUGGUCGAUUCCUUCAGGACAGCUGUUGUCUUGCACAUCCAAUCCAGUUGGCAGCAGAGCUAUGACGAUUACAUUCUCAGAGAACGACAAAAAGGUCUUGAUCGGAUCGAAUGAUCGGGUGAUAAGAUAUCUUCUCGUUGAUGAUUUCGACGCAGGAUGGUAUGUUCUAAAUCCGAAUUUACUCCGUGAAACCGCCCAGAUUGAAGGCGCGUUCGUGAAUUCCCCCGUCUGUAUUGCUUUCAAUGGAGACGCAUCUCAAGUUGGUGUUUCCUAUCGGGGAUACCCUCUUUCAGUCUGGGCAUUAAACGAGGCACGAUGCAUUGGCCGAUGCAGGAGAGUCAAAGGGCCACGAAUCGAUGGCGUCAACGCUUCGUCUGGCUGGUUUGCGGUCGAUCGGUUCACUUGGAAUCCCAUUUCUGGGCAUAUCAUCGGUCUUUACAAGGACGGCAAUAUAUUCAAGUGGCAUCCAGUAACAGACGAGACUCAAGAGGUCCAGUCGGUUGCCGAUGAAAUCGCAGCCAGCUCUGAUGGCAAGCUCUUCGUUACUAGCAGUAGCAACGGAACUGUCAGAGUCUGGAACUUUGCUUAUUUUAGCGUCAUUUAUCAGCUCUCUUCCUCUGAUCUGGUGACCGAGUUAGCAUUCAGUCCUGACUGUCGGCGAUUCUACGACCUGCGAGGCCGUUCCGUCAACGCCUGGGAGUCCAACAGCCUCAUUCGCUUCUCCGAGUCCGACGAAGCAUUCAGUGACACAUCUAGUGAAGACCAAACGUUACACUCGGUAUCGCAAGCCUCAGAAGCAUACCUGACGCAAUAUGAAGCCGUUUCGGUGCUGGCUAUCGCACCUAGCAGCUCACUGUAUUGUGUCGGCAACGAGGAAGGUACAGUGGAUCUGUUCGAUGCUCGUGCAGGAAAGGUCACUGAGCUUGCAAGUUUCAUGAAUAUGCUCAGUGUAAGCCACCUUGUUUGGAGCGAGGAUGCCAAGAACAUUGCUUGUGCCGAUCUUGGGGGAGACAUUAUUGUCAAACGCUUGGUCAGUGAAGCUGGCACUCUGAGAAGUUCUACAAAAAUAGAAUCCAUGCCCAGCCCCAAGAUCGCCCUGGAAGGACGCAGUAUACACCAGCUGCUCUUCAGUCAGGACGCAAGAUUGCUGCUGAUCAUUACUGAUGACCAUGGGUAUGUCUGGGCAAUUUAUGAAGGCGUGUUGAGAGUUUCUACGUCGCUCAAAAAUGGAGCGUCUCGCAGAUGGCUCCCGCAUCCCUUACAGAAGCAUCUCUUUCUGGGGUUUGGGGCACAUGACGUGAAGGUUUAUCAGUGGCGUGACUUUGUAGAGCAGCCCAGCCUUCGUUACCAAGUCGAUGGCCUAGACAGAUCUAGGUUGUCUGCAGAAGGCAAUUCAGUUCCUGAUUUGGCAACACUGUCAAUCAACCGCACCAGCGAGAAUGGAUCAGCUUCGCUGGUUAAUAGGGCGAUGGCAACACAGGACGGCCGACACGUACUCAUUCAGAUCAAAGACGGCGGCUCGGGAAAGGGACAACUGACGAAACGCUUACUGAUCCUCGACAACUCGACGCCGGAUUCUGCGACCGCAGAGAAGUCGACAGGACUACUAACGUUCCGUCAGAUUCCGCCAGAUAUCGUGGCACGAGUCGAAAUUCCCCUUGGCAUCCUAGCGGGAUCAAGACUUGUUUUCUUGGACCAAGACCUAUUUGGGAUAUUUACGGAGAUUGUUAGAGAACUAUCUACCAUCUCACCAAUCCCUCAAGUCGGUGAACGCAUGCACAUACAUGGUACUUCCACCACCUUGUUGGAAGGAUCCGGGCUUGCCAAGCUCAUGGCAGCAUCGCAUACUAAAACGACACUAUCGAUCGAUCGAUCGAUCGAGAUCGGUAUCCUUGCAGGCCAGAUAUCCCUGGUCAACCUGAAGAAUGCUAUUAUCGGAGCCGCCCUUGGCGAUCUAAACUCUGACUCUGACUGUCAAUGCUUAAUGCCGUAA
This is a messenger RNA of Rasamsonia emersonii CBS 393.64, 4968 nucleotides long. RefSeq lists its product as uncharacterized. The transcript is spliced from 3 exons. The record is from RefSeq and is a predicted model, not a curated record. Gene Ontology annotation, molecular function: protein binding. Bases 1 to 4968 code for a protein of 1655 amino acids. Lineage: Eukaryota; Fungi; Ascomycota; Eurotiomycetes; Eurotiales; Trichocomaceae.